Synchytrium microbalum is the source of this 1095-nucleotide messenger RNA. RefSeq lists its product as uncharacterized. Bases 1 to 1095 code for a protein of 364 amino acids. The transcript has 7 exons. Gene Ontology annotation, biological process: carbohydrate metabolic process. NCBI's taxonomy places the organism in Eukaryota, Fungi, Chytridiomycota, Chytridiomycetes, Synchytriales, Synchytriaceae. The record is from RefSeq and is a predicted model, not a curated record. Gene Ontology annotation, molecular function: chitin deacetylase activity. Gene Ontology annotation, cellular component: membrane.
AUGCGAAGGCUACUUCUGCUCACUGUAGCAGCCUUGCUGCAGGUCACAGAGGCCUUAUGGAAUGGUGCCGUUCCCGUAAAUCCCGCCAACUACCCAACAAAGGAUGCAGUACCGACUGCAAAACCUGAAUGGCUGACUCUAUAUAGUGAGUCAAGUGGUAAUCAUCUAGUUUUGAAAAAUACUGGAUUCACUCUGGGAAUUGAUGCUACCAAAGAUAUUGUCUAUUGCCCCAACUCCAAAACAGUCUGGGGAAUCACACUGGACGACGGGCCUUCACCGUAUACUCCAAAAGUGCUGGACUUUUUGGAUUUGAUACCAGAGGUCAAGAUCACCUUCUUUGUAAUUGGUUCGAGGAUAAUGGAGCAUCCCGAUGUCCUCGUCCGUGCUUUUAACUCGGGACAUCAAAUAGGUUGCCAUACAUGGUCGCAUCCGUACCUGGCUUCUUUGACCAAUGACCAGAUCAUAGCGGAAAUGAUGUGGUGUGAUACACUGGUCUAUGAUAUGAUAGGAGUACAUCCUAGAUACAUGCGGCCUCCGUACGGAAAUAUCGAUACCAGGACGCGGGCCGUGCUGAAAUUGAUGGGAUAUCAAAUUGUCGUAUGGUCUCAAGAUACCAAAGACUUUCAAUCGAGCAUACCGUCAAACAAUUUCAAUGAGCAAUGGAUUGUCAACAACAUGUCGAUUUGGGCAACAGAACAAAAAGCAGGCAGUCUAGUGUCAGGGAACAAUUCACCAAUAACCCUUGAGCACGAUCUAUUCAAUAUCUCUGCAGACGCAGCUCCAUAUGCCAUGAUGCAGGUUCUAUCAAGGGGAUUUGACGUGCAGCCUAUAGGGACGUGUCUUGGAGACCAACAAUGGUAUAGCGGAGUCUACUCACCUGCGCCUCCUAAGUAUAACUCGACUACUCUACCAACAUGGCCACUCGCAGUCAUUAAUCCAUCACCCGUCACGACGUCUGCCGUAACAGCUACAGCAACAGCUACAGCCGCAGCAUCAAGCGUCGCCACCAGGACUAGAACAUCAUCAUCUAAUAUUAUCGUAUCGAUACCUUUUCUUAUAUCAUUCUUUUGCUUGACAUCAGCAUAUUUAUUAUAA